Molecule: messenger RNA, 10219 nt
Organism: Drosophila eugracilis
Lineage: Eukaryota; Metazoa; Arthropoda; Insecta; Diptera; Drosophilidae
Gene: unc80
Product: protein unc-80 homolog
Biological process (GO): monoatomic cation homeostasis
Cellular component (GO): axon; cation channel complex
Molecular function (GO): monoatomic cation channel activity
Source: RefSeq, a predicted model, not a curated record
CUUGUCUCAGUUGCAUCCGAACGCUCCAGCAGUAAACGUUAUCCGAAACUGGCUACGCGCAAAUCAAGCUGGCCACCAUGGUGACCAAUGCCGCGGGGACAACGGGGACAGCAACAACAACAACCAACGCCACCAACAACAACAAUUUGCAGACGAACAACAACAGCCAUGCGGCGAACAACAAUAACGAUGACUUUGACUUUGACCAGGAUAGUGGACUGCAGGACCUCGGCUUACCGGUGUCCGUGCAAACAUUCCUGUGGCGUCAAAUAGCGCCCUUCAUCCGCCCCAAGUUGGGCAAACUGCACGAGUCUACCUGUCUGUUUUGUCAACAUGCACCGGGACACCAUGAGUCGAAGGAAGCUUGCAAGUCCUUCGAGAAAGUUCUUGUGCAGAACAUCCAAUUUGGCCUGUCACCGCCUCUUACCAAAGGAUUGGGUGUGAUUCCCCGAUGGCGCCUUUUGCAAGGAGCCCUUCCACAUGUUAUGCACGCCUGUGCCGCUCUACUGUACAAUCGUGUCAAGGACAUGCAGGCCAUCGGGCCCGUGGAGACCAAGCUAUUGUACACCAUGCAAUGGAUCCUUCUCUAUGCAGCUGAGGAAUGUGCAGAUGACGAAGGCGGAGAGGAUCUGGGCUUGGGCGAUGCAGCGGAACCCAAGUCCAAGUCCAUAGAUCAGUAUUUGUUUUCCGUGCCAACUAUAACACUCUUUGUGUACCUCUUUGCACCUAUUAUACAUCACUUGAAGGAAUCGGAUUUCCAGAACUUCCGCCUGGAGAAUGGCAUUAAGCUCUGGCAAGGAAUGUGGGAUAACCGAGCACCCGGAGCACCAUGUUUUACUGCUCCAGUAAAACCCAAGGCCCGAAAUUUACUGUGUGCUCCCACUCCAAAAGGAUCAACAGAUGUGUUUCCCGCCCGAAAGCAUUCUCUCAGUGCGGAUGCAAUGUCUCCAAAAGCGGAUUCACCUCAGAGUGGUAUCUCAGACUAUGGAAGGCAGGAUGAAGAGGGCUCUUGGGUAUCCUCACCCAAGGAAUUUGCCUUUCCCGAAACCAUACCGGAAGAGGCCUCCAGCGUGGAAGACGAACGUGUCGUCAUAUUCAGGCUGCCUUCGGCGCCACAACUAAUGGAUAAUUCAUUCUUUACGGCCGAUGCCAGUUUGCUGCAACAGCAGCAAUCUCAGAGUCGUCGGGGAAGUCGCCAGUCUAUGAACUCCCGCGACAAGGAUAAGGUGCCCUCCACCAAAUUCGAGUUUGAUCAGCAGGAGCUAAUGCGUGGUGCUUCGAUGAAAGAAAAGCGAAGUGCCUCCAUCGAGAAGGAAACGGAUUCAGACAAGUCGGAAAGCAUUAAAGCAGAUGUGUCGGCCGCCACUUUUCUAGAUGUGGCUGUUCUUCGCUGUCUUUUUAUCUCGCAUUGGCAGGAGGAGGGUAUCUUCUGGAGUCUUCAAUAUCUAUAUAAUAGACUUAGUGACAUUGGUGAGGAGGCAGCCAUUACUUUAAAUCAGCCUCGCAAGCGCUCGAACUCCUUGCCCAUACCACAAAUCGAGAUUUCACUCUACCAAGGGCCUGGCAGCAAUAGUCGAGAUAGUCCCGGAAGUUCUGUGGUGAAGGACUACAUUGAAAUACCAGAUCCAUCACCAACAGUGACCACGUGUGUCGCAGAAGAACCUCAAAGUGCCCCAAGUACUACAGAAAGACGAGGCAGCGAGAAGAAGAAACGCGUUAAAAUGGCUGAUCUUCGAGCCUUCGUAGAGACAAAGAUGUUCUCGAAGUCGGAGAAGAAUUUGGAAAAAGUAGGGCUCGAUACAAACUCAGCCAAUGGCAAGACACCACUGCAACAUGCAGAGUACCAUCGCAGCCUGGACACGGGAGAGAAGAAGUUAUCGAGAUCUGCAUCGAUGAUAAGUCGCGAACCGGCUAGUAACUUGAUCAAAGGCAAAUCUAUGCCCAGUCUCAGCUGUCUGCUUGAUAGCGGAUACGUUGAGCCACCCAAAGCCCCAAGGCCAUCGCAGACCGCCUGUCCGCGUUCUACGGCGUUUUAUCCUCGGAAUCCCAUUAUUACGGUCACGGAACACACCCCCACACCAUCACCUGAUUAUAUGAAACGACAGGGCUCCAUUGACUCUCAGCUGGAUGCCUUGAGUAAUGGCGGCAGUAUUGCUGGCAUGGGUGGGAAUGGAGGUGGUAAUGGUAGUACAGGUAUGGGUAGCACCACCACCCGUUACCGAGGCCAAAUGCUGCGCUCCCACACGGACUCUCACAUUGAUUACACGGGCGUGGAUGAGUCGGAGGCUCCAGGUUCUUCCUUUUAUAUAACACGCGAUGGUGGCAUUGACUACGAGAUUAUCCUACUGGCCAUUAGCAAUGUUUUUAAGCGGGACCCGGCCCAAGUUUGCUCCCUACGUGUUUUGGAAGCGGGUCUUAACAUCUGUGAACUUCUUAUCGAAAUGGGAGUUCUUAAGUUGGGCGAACAUGCUCAUGAGAUCUCCAUGAGCAUUACCAGGCGUGCAUUACAGGUCCUGGGUUGCCCACACGGUUGCAAUGAUGGUGUUCGAGGUCCACCUGCCGACUUCCUGCGCAACCAAUGCCAGAAGAUCCUCUCCCGAAUGUUGCGUCAGGCGGGUCAAAGAACCAAGCGAUUCAUGCAGGAGAUGGUAAAGACUUCGCCAUUGCCGGAGCUCAUUGACUACUUCCAUGCCUUCUUGGCCUUUUGCGUGGAUCCCAGCUCGCUGCUUUCGCCCUUGAGUCAGGGCGGCUAUUCGACCAAUUUUAGUGGCGGCAUGAGCGGCGGAGCCGAGGCCCAGGUAGUUGGAGCUGUCUUCAAGCCGUUGGUCAGCCGGUUUGUGGAGGCCAGCAAGGACCUAAAGGGCCCAGAAAACAUAGCCCUCUACGGUGACAUUAGACAGCUGGUGACCUAUGUUAAGGGAGCCCAUGGCGGCCCAUUUCGACUGGUGGCCCUCAGUGGCAUUCUAGCCGUCACUCCAAGGCCCCACAAAAAGGGUCCUUCGGCACAGACCACUCGCGUGAUUAGACACAUUCCCCAGGCCAAUGUGACCCAGAGCCUGCAGAACGACGACAACCGCUCCCAGCGUCGUCUGCUGCUAAAGAAGCGCAGCACCUCAUCCGCCUGCGCCAGCCUUUUGGAGACGGAAGCGUGCGAGGAGCACUAUAAGACGAGCCAGUCGCCGCUAAGUAAUUUCCGGCGAAGGACUACUGGAGUUCGACCCACGUUGACCCCGCGGCACAGCGAACGUGCCCUGUUGUCCGACUCCACGUCCAGCUCGGAACGCAAUUCGCUGGGACGGCUCAGCGGCUUGGUGCGCUGGUUCCGCGGCACGCCCAAGGAGGCAUCGUCCAUCGAUCUGGAGAUCGGGUCGCUCAACCCGGAGAUCUCCUCCACGUUCAUGCGGCACGCCUCGCUGAAGAUCCAGCGCGGACGAUCGAGCGAUGGCAUUGGGCGGUCCAUUCAGCGCGCCAAGCGACGCGUCGAGCGGCGGCUGAACCGUUUCGGCGGCAUUGUGAAGGGCAAAAAGAAGGUUGGCGGCAUAGAGGAGACGGCAGACUUUAGCCGGCGCAGCUCCUCAGACAUGUGUGACGGUCCCCGAGAGUCGGAGGUGGUUAUCCUUAAGGAGCGCAAACUGGUCCCCACGGAACCGGUCCGCGUGGGCAUGCUACGGCUCUCCUUCCUCCUAGAAACAUGUGCCCCCGGUUCCUUUCCCGAUCCCCAGCUGGUGGCCGCUGUUUUAGAUCUGCCCCAAGCUCCACUCGUGGCGAGGGCAACUUUCCUACUUGAGUGCGCCCACUUUGUCCAUUUGUGCAACAAAGGUCAGUGGCCUGCCUGGAUGAAACAGAACGUUGGAAGCUACCGUGCAUCGGGAGCCAACAUUAAUCUCAACCAAAUGAAACAGCAGGUGAGCCAAACGAGCGCCAGACGCACUCACAUUCUGCAAAGAGCCGCCGGAAAGAUGUUCCAUCAGUGGGCGGAGAUGGUCGGUGCCAGGUUGGAGGAGAUCCUAUUCACGGAGCGGCUGCAGUACGAAGCGGUUAAUGCCAGUCUCACCGAUCCCGAAAAGCAGCGCGAGCUACUGCAGCAGGAUGAGGAGGAAGACUUCCUCGAUGAAACUUCGGUGAAUCCACACGGCAACGAUUGCCCACACUCCUUGAAGCUGAUCGCCUGUGUGCUGCUCUUCGAAAUUACUGCAUUUUUAAGGGAUACCUAUUUAAUGCUGCCCAAGACGUCCAAGCUAAUCCAUCGCGACAAGCCGGCGCCCUGGGAGAAGGUUUACCGCGAGGCCAAUAGGCGUUGGUCCAUGGCCCUCAGUUCCAUGGGUCACUCGCAGACCUCCGCCCAGAGCCUGCAGUCGAUAGCAGCUGGAAACGACGGAGCUGGCCAGUCGGAGCGGAAAAUAUCCUUUGUACUCCACGAACCCGACAAUGAGUCGGAGAAUAGCAGCAACACAACGCUAACCAAAGAGGGCGAAGAAGCCCGUCGACCCACUGCAUCGGCUGUACGUCCAUUCUUGCUAAGACGCGGCACUGCUACCACGACGGGGGGAUCCUUCAAACGUCGCUCUCUGAAGCUUCGUCGCAACACCAAGGACAGCAAGGACAUAGAAACCGAUUUCAAUAUGCAAUCGCGGCGCAAAGUUUCCUCGCUCUCCGAUCGCAGUGACACCUCGGAACAAGGCAUGAUCAGUGGUGGCGAGGAGUCACCUGGAAUACUUAGUGACGAUCAGCAGCCCGAAUCGCCUACUGAUUCCAAUGAGAAUGAUGAUACGGCCAAGAACAUGCCCUGGCUUAAAGCGAUCAUAGAUCUAAUGUCCAGCUAUAACUACUAUUGCACCCACAAAGGAUAUUGUCAUCCAUUCUGCUACAAGCGACACAUGCGAUCUUGCACACGUUUGGUUAAGGCCACAAGAAAGGUUUAUGGCGAGGAGUUCGGCUUCACCUUCGAUGCAGACCAUCCUAACAUUGAACCUACAAUAAUAACAUCCAGCAAGCCUCAUACUUCACGAGCCCGUUCUACACGCAAAGUAUCUGAGCAGAGUUCUACCCAAACAUCGCCAUCUAAAAGAAAGGAUAGUUUGUCCCGGAAGGAUCGAAUAAGUGAUGAUCCUGACCUGGAGAUGGCGGAAAAGUUGGCAAAAGCAUUCCGUCAGGAAAAGGAAAAGAAGAUGCAGGAGGAACCACCCAUCCUCAAGUUCAUCCGCAUCCACAUACGCAACUUGUUUCACUUUCCAUUGGCCACAUUGCUAAAGGGUGCUGUUGUCUUAACCGAGGAGAUGGUAAUCGAGGCUAUGCCUGCCGCUUGGGAACUUCUACUGGAGACGAAUCACGACACGGCCACCUCAAGUGCCGCCGUCUUUUUGAUGGGAUCGGUGAAGGCCCAAAACUUUGCUUUUGACAUCAUGCAGAGGGCCUUGAAGCACAAGGAUCCGGAUAUAAGGAUUGGUGCCAUUCAGCGAUAUCUAGUGCUAUGGAAGUGCCGUUUCCAUGUCUGGCCCCGAAUGGAGGAAAAUGCCCACGAUGUGACCUUUAAGGUGCCACCAGGUGGUAUUGAAUUCACACUGCCUUCGCCUAAGAUUGGCAUUGAAAGCUUACCGGUGGUGGAUCCGCCAUGGAUGCCAGUGCAGCAGACAAAGGAUAUGGAUGUUACCCUGAAUCAAGAUAGACAUCGAUCAUUGGUCACUGCCACCAAGAGCCGUAAAAUGCAGCAAACGGAGGCCAUCAGGAAUGCUCUACGCCAGCAGAGGGACAAACAGCGGGCGGAGCGUCACAGCUUCCUUAUCACCAUGAUACCCAUUAGCCAACAGGCCUCCCAUGAGCCAGGAAUGGAGAAGCUGGAGGACCAUGAGAUCGAGGAAGACCUCGACGGUACACGCAUGUCCUCACACCUACACCAUGCCCACUCGCUUUUCCCCUCCGUACUAUGCUCCUCCGUGAUGCAGAUCGUCGGCUGUCUGGACGAUGCUGCAAUUGGAUCGGAUGGUAAUGCUGUGUACGAGAUUGCCUAUCAGGUGAUCUGGGUUUGUUUGGUAGAAGAAUCGGCCCUAUUUCUGCGCUAUGUAUUUGAGCGCCUGACACGCGAUCGUCAGGAUCAGAUGUUCAAACUCUUGAGACACCUUAUCCGAUUUGUGCCACGUCUGCCCCAGCAAGCGGCAUUUGCCCUCUAUAACUCAAUUAUUGGGUACAUCAUGUUCUACGUGAGAUCUUCCAACGAACUAAAGCAGGAGCUCGUUGGCUCAGCUUUAUCGGUACUUUGGAUGGUGGUGCACUCGGUCCACGGAAUUAUGUUCAAGGAUUUGAAGCAGAUUCUGAGAAAGGAGCAAUGCGAUGCCUCCAUCCUACUAACGGCCAAUGUCCCCGCGGCGAAAAAGAUUGUAGUGCAUGGACCAGCUGAUGAUGACUACAAUAUACCCUCUCAGUUUCCAGUGCAGGAGGACACCUUGUUCUGUCAACUGCUCAAGGAGGCCUUAGAUUACUAUCCCAUCGAUGAGAAAAAUACCAGUCACUAUUGCCUGGUGGACUAUAAGAGCAGCAAAAUCCUUAAUCCUAACUGGUACAUCCGUGAUCUUUACUUCUUCAAAAGGUCUCAAUACCCGGAGGUUCGUCUUAUGCUAAUGCGCCCAGAAGAGUCGUUCCUGGCCCUUCAGAAACAAGAGUUAACCAAGAAGUUUGUCGAGAUUGGAAAGGUGCACUUAACUUGGGCUAUUCUAAAGAACGUGGACAUGGUAGUGCAGCGGGUGGUGUUCCUGCACGAGGAGCUGAUGAAGCUGCCCUCCUUCCCGCGCAAGGCACUUGAGGUCGAUCUGGAUCUGCAUCAUGGCGGCGAAUACGGAAAGGUGCUGCUCGGGUUGGACGUUCUGCACAAGUUCAUGUGGGUACGAUUGAUAGCCCGCAUGUUCGAGGCCAUGGCUGGGAAUUUCGCAUACUCAGCGGACAUCCAACUCUUUCUGAACGUCCUUUCCGGCGCCUCCAUUCUGCACGCCGAAGAUUCGUGCAUCAUGCGCUAUGUGAUGGCCACCUUCAUCAACGCCGCAUUCAACUUUAAGAAUAUAUUCUCCACCAACGGUUAUUUUAUGAUUAUGCCAACUCUUUUGCAAGUCUAUUCCCUACAUCAGACCAACAAGCUGAUCACCACUACUAUAGAGUACGCAGUGAAGCAGUUCUAUCUGCUAAACCGGAAACCCUUCAUUCUGCAAAUGUUUGGAUCCGUUUCUGCCAUUCUCGAUACGGAUGAAGAUGGCACAUAUGGUGAGGCCCACAAAGUGCAGUCAAGCUGCCUUUUUAAUCUGCUCCUUAGUCUGGAGGAUCCAUCGCCUGAUCCUCUGAACAUUGCGGAGUUGGUUAAGGAACCCAAACCUCUGAAGGCCAUUGAUUUUUGUUACCAUGACGAGGAUGACGAUGUCACAGUCUUAGACUGCAUUACACUUUGUGUUAUGGUGGUAUCCUACUCCGCUGAGAGCACUCGAGGAUACCAAAUGCUAAUUAUUUUGGAAGCCAUUCUUCCCUGCUACCUACAGCAAAUUCAAUCGCCCAGCUAUAUUCCGCUGCAAGGGAAGUCCGAGCGCGAUAUCAUCCUCCAGCUGGCGGUGGCGAUACGCACCAUGGUCCACAACUGUGAGGGUUUAGCCAAGAGCUACAAUGGACCGUAUCGGAAUAGCCCAGAGCACAAGGGCUCAUCACAACGCAACUGCAGUAGGGGACCUCCCUGUUCUCCGGGCCUUGACUUUGAGGAGGAGACACACCCAAAAUACUUGACUGAUGCCCGCACAAAGAACAUGAUGGACUCAGCAGAGGAUUCUGAAAUGAUCCGAACUGAAUACCGAAGACCCCGCGAUGUUUUGCUCUCCGUGGUGGCCGAUUUCCUCACCAAAUCAACUGCUCGACUAGCUGAGCUGGCUAAGAAGAUGCCCAGUGAUACUAAGCCCACCGAGGUUCUAGACGCCAAGUGCCACAUCCGUCUUGCAGACAUUGCGCACUCUCUGCUGAAGGUGUCGCCCUAUGACCCGGAGUCCAUGGCCUGCCGAGGCUUACAGCGCUAUAUGCAGGCGGUCCUUCCACGGGCUGAGUGGUCCAACGAUACAUUGCGCAACGCACUGGUCACUAUUUUACGGCGCAUCGACAAGGUCUUUUUGAAGAUCUCUAAGAAACCAUCGAUAAGGAGGAAUACGGACUGGGAGGCGGCCGCCGGACUGCUGAAGGGCAUCCACGAGACGAUCAUACGGCACUCGUACGUGCUGCACUGGCAGCAGAUGAAAACCCUUAUUAGCACGGUGCAGAAUUUGAUCGUCAACGAGCCCGGAUCCGGCAUCCCCGAGGGCGUCUCCAGCGCAGGUGCAGCGCUCAUGUCUCAGAAUCCACCGGCCUUUUUCUGCUCAGCUGUGGUGCGUUUGGUGGCUCUGCAAGUGGUCAGCCCCGUGGAUUGCUUCUCCCUGGUUCAGAUUUGUGGCGGGAGUGCUGAGUUCGCCACGCAGGAAAAGGCCGAAGGCUUUCUAAUGCAUCUGAUAAUGCCACUGUGUCUGAAGGUUUGCUCGGGCCGAGGCGUUUCCGACGUGGGCGAAUUGAAGAUGACGGACGUGUCCUUUCUACUGACUGCCGUGUUGAACGCGAUGAGUCCGCCGGCGGGUCGAACCGGCCAGGCCGUAUCUCAGAUAAACCGGGUAACCGGCGACUUACGCGCCGGCUCACUCACUUUUACCGGCAGUCGGGAUGCAAAACGCCCAGCUCGCAUCUCCGGGUCCCUCUACCAGGCCGCCUUCUUAGCCCUGCGCAUCGUGUGUAUCUGCUUCGAGAGCCGGCUCUCCAACGAGUGGCCGCGUAUUGUACGGGUGAUGAGAGAUCUUGGGAGACGUAACGAGGCGGCCCCAGACCUCUGGAGUUUCAUGGAGUUCGUAGUCACCCACCGAACGCCCCUGUACAUUGUCCUGCUGCCCUUCAUUCUGCACAAGAUCUCACAACCCCCUAUUGGAGAUCACGAGCGGCACAUGCAGUUCAUCAUCAGGGAGCGCCUGCGUGGAACUCCGCCGCAGGGUGGAAUCAAGUCCAAGGGAGCAUUGCUGCUGGAACUGGCCCGGGAGCUGCGUGAUCUGCGUGACGAGCUAGAGGAGAAGCGAUACGUCUCCACAGAUCGCGAGAGUUCCGAGCAGAAGAAGAGCGACACACCGGCGGCAACUAGUGCGGCAGAAGCCCACAAGUCGCAGCAAAGACCUUCACUCAUAUCUAUCUUCACAGGAACCACCACGGGCCAGGCCUCGCACUCCCACGUCUCCGCCGUGCCGAUCGACUCGCGCAGCGGAUCUGGCGGGAUCUGCACGCCCAGCGACACGCUGUCGCAGCAGACGCUGCACCCGCCGCGGGAGUCGCUGUCGAGCAGCUCCACGGGCCGGGAUCCGCACACGACGACCAGCGAGAGCCAGAGCGGCGAGGCGGACGCAGGAUCGGCACCCACGCUGGUGGGGCCCACGCCGAGCGGUUCGGGACAUGGAUCGGGCGGUGGUACCGGUACCGCCUCCACCGUGCCCUCGCAUCUCUCGCAUUCGCAGUCGUUGCAGCAGGCUCCCUUCAAGGCCCAGCCUCCCAAGCUGCGUUUCGUUUCGUCCGUGGAGUUCCGGCAUUCAUCCGGGGAAACCUCGACCACGCCUCUGUCACCGGAGAGUCCUGCCGAGGAUAGUUCUGGAGAUCAUACUCGCUCCCGACUUCAACGAUCGAAAGCGGCCAGUCGAAAGACUUUUAGGCUGAAGCGCAGCCGUUUGACGCCCAUGGAGCCGCCGAGCAUUGUAACCUCUCAGGAGGAGCAGCCCCAGCAGGCACAGGCCAAAACCCUGGGUGAGAUUUCUUGGGACUCGGUGUCACAGACAUCUUCGACUUCCGGUUAUCGAGACAACAACAGCCUGCAGACGGGUCUACUUUCACCGGAUGGAUCUUUGGGUGGAUUGACCCUGGGUCGCUCACCUUCGCAGCACUCGCUUUUAAUGGUCUUCGAAGGGCAGGACGAGGACACCCUUAUUUAACAAUCACAGAACGGCGACCGAGCCUACGAACUUUAGAACCCAUGUGGUUCCUCUAACUAACAGGAAUUUGGAAUAGUCAUACAUACAUAGAUAAAGGAUAGUUGUUGGGUGUUAAGUUUUAUAGACGAAUCGUUGUUUUCCAUUGUGUGCCAUUUUUGUAUUGAAUAGAUAAAGUUAGAAACUAAUAAAUAUACUUGGUAGCCGUUCUGUCA